Microplitis demolitor is the source of this 1164-nucleotide messenger RNA. RefSeq names its product prion-like-(Q/N-rich) domain-bearing protein 25. The transcript has 5 exons. The record is from RefSeq and is a predicted model, not a curated record. Lineage: Eukaryota; Metazoa; Arthropoda; Insecta; Hymenoptera; Braconidae. The coding region runs from base 1 to 1164 and encodes 387 amino acids.
AUGGCAGCUGUCAACUUUACUAGUGUGUAUUAUCACCGUUCUGGUCAUUUUUCAGCUUAUAUAGGUAAACCAUGUGAAAGCAAUCAAGAUUGUAAAAAUAUAUUGCACUCAGUAUGCUCUGAACAUGGAGUAUGUAUUUGUGAUGAUAACUAUGUUGUCGUCAACCGAGACAAAUGUGUACCAUUGAUUGACGGAGCCUGUUCAAGUAAUAAAGAAUGCCGAAUUGAAAAUUCUGUUUGUGUUGAUAAUAAAUGUCAAUGCGGUACUAAUUACUCAUCUCUCAAUAAUAAUAAAUGUAUUUUGUGUGAUCCAGAUCAUUUUGAUCCGUGUAAUAAAACUAACGUAUGCAGAGCCAUAAGAUGGGCCGAAAAAGAAGAGAAAUUUUUGUGCUUAAAUCCAGUAAUGUUAGGAGAGCAUUGUCAAUAUGAUACAGACUGUCUGAGGCUGGACUUCGCAACGUGCAGUAGAGAAGCCCGUAAAUGUACAUGUCUACCAAAUUAUGGUCUGAUAAAGCAGAAUUUAGGAUGUGUUGCUCUUAUUGGUGGACCUUGUGAUCGACAUCAACGUUGUUUAAUUGAUAAUUCAAUUUGUAUAAAUAGUAAAUGUCAAUGCAACGAAAGAUUCACAAUGAAAUCUAAUAAAGAAUGUGUAAUAACUUCGAUAGGUGAAUCAUGUAAAAGAGAUACGGACUGUAGAGAUAUUCUGCAUAUUGGCUGCUCAGUUAAUAAAAAAUGUGUGUGUAAAGAUAAUCAUAUUUUUGUGAAUAAUUCAACGUGUUUACCACUUUUGGGUGAAUUUUGUUGGAGCGAUGAACGUUGUGCACCUGCUAAUUCCAUGUGUAUAAAUAAUCGAUGUCAAUGCAAGUCUAAUUACACGGCACUGACUAAAACUCUUUGUGUAAAAUUGCGGUUGGGUCGAUCAUGUAACAGCAAUCAGGAUUGUGAGGAUACAUCGAACGCAAUAUGCUCCAAUCAUGGAAUAUGUAUUUGCAAAAAUAAUUAUGUUGUAGUAAAUGGUGAAAUAUGCGCACCAAUUAUUGGCGGAGUUUGUUCAAACAAUAAAGAAUGCAAAGUCAAACAUUCGGUUUGCAUUAAUCAUAAAUGUCAAUGCACUUCUAAUUACCUGUCUGUCAGUGAUUAUCAAUGUAUUUUUGCUAAGAAAUAA